UUCUCCCAACGCAAGCGUAACAAAUCCAGGAAAUCUCUUCCGUAUUAAAUGCAAACACACAUCUCUCCUCUCUAUCGACACAAAAUUCAAGAAGAACGGCUACCUCUCGCCAUGGGCUUUGUUGUUGCCUUUCCUCACCUUGGUCUUCCCAGAUUCCUUCUCCACGCAUACUACGUUCUUGGUUUCCUCAGAGAUCUCAUCUUCUGCCUUUUCAGGCUUCUCUGUCUCAGCCACCUAGUCGAAUCAUACGUUCCUGUUUCAUCAGACGCGUCUGAUUGUAUACAACGGCCUAGAUUCCAAUCCGCGUCUGCAAUGCUCAUUCGGCAGAUCUUGCCCGUUGUUUCUUUUGAGGAUUUGUGUAUGGAGAAGGUGAUGGACAGGUGUCUGAUUUGCUUGUCUGAGUUUGAAGGGGGUGAGGAGAUCCGACGGUUGAUGAAUUGCAAGCACUUGUUCCAUCGGAGCUGUUUGGACCGUUGGAUGGAUUGUAACCAUCAGACGUGCCCGCUUUGUCGGAGUCAUUUGGUACCCGAAGAUAUGAGGGAGGAAUUCGAAGAAAGGGUUUUGGAAGCAGAUGCAGCUCUUUAUUCCGACGGUGAGGAUCCAUUCAUGUUGCAGGAGUUCGGUUUAUCAUGGGUAGUGGACAAUCCAAUUCAGCCUAUUUCGCAAUAAGGGAUCAUUUGCAUGCUCUCGGGCAAUCCAAUUCAGACAAUUUCCCAACAAGGGAUCAUUUGUAUGCUUGUAAUUAGAAUACAUUGAAAUCUAAAUCAAAUAGUAAAUGUAAUUAAUGUAAAUUGAAAUUCUCAGUUGUGUUUGGAUGGCUAU
This is a messenger RNA of Magnolia sinica, 822 nucleotides long. Its product is annotated as brassinosteroid-responsive RING protein 1-like. The record is from RefSeq and is a predicted model, not a curated record. NCBI's taxonomy places the organism in Eukaryota, Viridiplantae, Streptophyta, Magnoliopsida, Magnoliales, Magnoliaceae. Bases 49 to 669 code for a protein of 206 amino acids. The transcript has a single exon.